Messenger RNA from Haplochromis burtoni (Burton's mouthbrooder), 646 nucleotides. Its product is annotated as interferon-induced protein 44. The record is from RefSeq and is a predicted model, not a curated record. NCBI's taxonomy places the organism in Eukaryota, Metazoa, Chordata, Actinopteri, Cichliformes, Cichlidae.
UAGAUAGGUUCACAUUCUGGCAUUGGGCGGCAGGCUUUGUCCAGCAAAGUUAUGGGUUUUUUUUCUUCAAAACCAGUUGCUCCACCUCAACUUCUUGAAAACCCAUGGAGGCAAAUUAACUAUGGAGAGAACCCAACUGAUCAGAAUUUUGUGGAGAACUACAAACCUGAGGUUGAAGAACAAAAUCUUAGGAUCCUUCUUCAUGGUCCAGUUGGAGCUGGAAAAUCUAGUUUCAUCAAUUCUGUAAACAGCGUCUUACAAAAGAGAGCAUGUUGCGAGGCUUUGGUGACUAACUCACGUGACUGUUCCACCAAAAAGUAUACAACCUACAAGAUCAAAAAGGGAAAUGCCUUUUACCCUUUUGUCCUAAAUGACAUGAUGGGGUUGAAAGACACAACCAGCAGAAGAAACAGAAGGAUUCAUGUGAAAGAUGUCAAACAGGCACUGAAGGGCCACAUAAAGGAUGGUUACGUGUUCAACCCUGAAAAUAAACUGUCAAAAGGCGAUAGAUACUACAACAGAACUCCAACUGAGAACGACAAAGUGCACGUUUUGGUUUGUGUUGUUGAUGCCAACACUGCAUCUCUGAUGAAUGAUGCCACUGCGGAAGCAAUACAGGACAUCAGAGAUGAAGCCAAUGAGCUGG